This is a messenger RNA of Solenopsis invicta (red fire ant), 1739 nucleotides long. RefSeq names its product probable ATP-dependent RNA helicase DDX5. The transcript has 5 exons. NCBI's taxonomy places the organism in Eukaryota, Metazoa, Arthropoda, Insecta, Hymenoptera, Formicidae. Gene Ontology annotation, cellular component: nucleus; cytoplasm; ribonucleoprotein complex. Gene Ontology annotation, molecular function: RNA helicase activity; ATP binding; RNA binding. The record is from RefSeq and is a predicted model, not a curated record. The coding region runs from base 1 to 1152 and encodes 383 amino acids.
AUGAGCAUGAUGCGGACCUGGUGGUUUAAAGAAGCCGCAUGGCAGGGAAGCGAGGAGAACGACACUUCUUGUAGUUCUUGUGCGGCAACCAUCGCUGACGGCACUUUCUUUCCGGUAGUAUUAGUAUAUGUUCUAAGGAGUAUUCACGCUGUGAAGGCGUACCGUUCCAAUAAAGAAAUCACGGUGAAGAUGGCUAAUGUUCCAAGUCCCAAUAUUUAUUUCGAAGAGAGUGGCUUUCCGGACUACGUUCUCAACGAGAUUCGUAGAAGAGGAUUUGGCGAACCGACCGCGAUCCAGGCGCAGGGUUGGCCCAUUGCCUUGUCCGGCCGAGAUAUGGUCGGUAUAGCGCAGAUGGGUUCAGGAAAGACACUAGCAUACAUUUUACCGGCGAUCGUGCAUAUAAAUCAUCAGCCCAGGCUGAGCAGAAAGGAUGGACCGAUUGCAUUGAUCUUGGCGCCGACUCGAGAAUUGGCACAGCAAAUUCAGCAAGUUGCAUCAGAUUUUGGUAUGUCUUCUCAGAUGCGAAACACUUUAAUCUUCGAUGGCGCUCCAAAAGGACUCCAGGCGCACGACCUCGGAUGCAGCGUAGAGAUUUGCAUUGCUAUGCCUGGUCUUGUAGAAUUCAUAGAGCGCAGAACCACAAAUCUACGUAGAUAUACAUAUCUAGCGCUCGACGAGGUCGAUAAAAUGCUUGAUGUGGGCUUUGAGCUACAAAUUAGGAAAAUUGUAGAACAAAUUUGUCCCAAUCGUCAGACUCUCGUAUGGUCGGCAACGUGGCCAAAAGAAGUGCGUAAUCUCGCGGAAGAAUUCCUAACGGACUAUAUACACAUCAACAUUGACUCUCUACAAUUGGCUGUCAAUCAUAUUAUUCUUUGUAAUGAACAUCACAGAGAAAUUGUACGAUUAUUAACGGAAUUAAAUAAAAAAAUGAACAUUCUAAUAAAAAAUACUAAUAGAGUUGAAAAAAAAAAUAAAAGAAAAGAAAAAUUGUUUUGUAGAUGCACCAAAGGCAAGUGCAAUAAUAAUAUGUGUGAUUGCCUCAAAAGAGGAAAAAAAUGUAGUAAUAAAUGCGAGUGCAAUGCAGAGCAUUGUCAGAAUAAAGUUGCAAAAUCGGAAUUUGAUGAGACUGAUACUAAUAAUAAUGAUGACUGAGGAUGAGAAAGUUGAAGAAGAGGAAGAGAUUUUUCGUCUUAAAAGGGUUUUAUUUAGAACCCCAAUUAAAAAAUAAAAGUAUAACAAAUUUAACACGAUGAGCUCAGCGGCUAUAUCGUUGGCAAAUCCGUUUCAAGGUGACAUGAUAGUAUGCUUCGGAAAAAUCACCGGUACAAAUGCUCUCGUGUAUUGUCAUCGACAGAUGGAGAAUACGAGCGAAGGUCAGCGUAUACUUUUGCAAAAACCACGCGUAAACACAUCCACGUGUAAACACGUCGACCUUUCUUGCCUUAAACACUUACCGCCAGGGACCGUGGACAGAACGUAUCGCGAUUUCUUGGAUGACAAUGCAAGCUGGUAACAUAAACUCUUACCUUAGUACUGGAGAGGAAACGUUUUUCUGAGCAAACUAUGUGUUUAGAGAAAUUGGAACGCUAGUAGCAGCGUGAUUUCAUGACGACAUGCAGCGCUGACAAUCAAUUUUGGAACACAGCUAUUAUAUAACAUUAUACUCUUCAACAUACAUAGUAUAAAGAUUACAAUUGUCACUUAAACAUUAAACAUAGAAUAUAUUUUCUUUGUCAAUA